GUGUUAGAUGCUCUAAGGUCUAAUUUAUCUACUUCCAUUAUAAAAAAGCUUAAUAUUAACAUAGAUGAUAUUGAUAACAAUACCCAAAACUCUCCCUAUGAAAUCACCAAAAGUCUGCCUCGAGUUUCACUCAAUGAAUCUUUUACCAAUAUGUUAGAAAAUUUGUCAGUUGAUAAGGAAAACGCAUCAAGUGAAGAAAGUAAAAUGAUGAAAUUGAUACUAGAAAUGACUAAACAAGUAUUACCGCAAAAUAGUUCAAUUAUAGAAAAACAAGAAUCUUUGGAUGCUAUGAAAGGAAUAAUACAAGGUAUCAAAAGUGCUAUAGAUAAUUGGCUUUAUCCCAACGAUAAAAUUUAUACACAAGCUAUUCAAAAAGAGCUUGAAGCUCUUUUUCCUGAUAAGAUGGGCCGGUACAAGAAAGAUUCCAAAUGGGUUGGGUUAUUUGCUAAGAUCGAAAAUUCAAUUAGUGCUGAAUCCUGCAAAUACCGUGAAUCUGAAAUAAUUGCUUGGAAAGAAAGCGAAAAAGUCCAGUGGUGUUUGGAAAACUUGGAUAGUAUGAUCAAAGAAGAAGAUAAAAUGUAUCUUCAAAUAGUUGCAAAAAAAGUAUUUGGUCGACAGCCUACCCGAAAUCAAUAUGCAGUGACAUGGGCUAUCUUACAUAAUUUAUUUGACCCCGGGCUUGUCAAAAUUAAAUUUGACGAAAAAUAUUUAACACGAAAACUGAACGCUUUCUUGCAAAACAAUGAUGAAGACAACGAAGAAAGUCAAGAAAAUAACGAGUCAA
This is a messenger RNA of Racocetra persica, 784 nucleotides long. Lineage: Eukaryota; Fungi; Glomeromycota; Glomeromycetes; Diversisporales; Gigasporaceae. The record is from the annotation of a GenBank genome assembly.